Vavraia culicis subsp. floridensis is the source of this 518-nucleotide messenger RNA. RefSeq lists its product as uncharacterized. The record is from RefSeq and is a predicted model, not a curated record. The coding region runs from base 1 to 339 and encodes 112 amino acids. Lineage: Eukaryota; Fungi; Microsporidia; Pleistophoridae. The transcript has a single exon.
AUGCAGAACGGGGUGAUGCUCAUAAAUGUACCAUUUAUGUGGAAUUAUUGUUUUGAAUGGCAGUUCAGCGCUUUAAUCUUUUUGGUGUGGUCCAUUGCCGUAGUGCGCCAAUUAUUUUUUAACCCAAAAUAUUUGCUUGACCGAAUCGUGCCAAACACAACAUUUCAUUACUUUGCGUACCGCUCGUUGUCGCAUGUGUGUACGAGUUGCGAUUAUUUCAGACUUUCUUAUCCACUAGCCGUGUACUUAGCUGCCUGUACUGGUCAACACAAUUUACUUGACAUUCCUGCUGAAGCAUAUUGCCGUAUCACGUUGUGCCGCAGCUACAAAUCGCAUUAAUGAAAAAGUGAGGAGAACCUGUCCAAAAAAGUGUUGCAGUUCGUACCACGUCCACCUGAUGGAACAGCUCGUCCGUAGAGACUGAGAUAUAAAAUUUUACUCUCCAUUUCAUGAACACUCCGCCAUUACCAACUGUGCAUCUCCUUAACCGCAUUUAACCGCGGUACUUCAACCAUCCG